AUGAAAACCCAUGACCACGUCUUCGCUCAAAGGCCAUACCUUCUCGCUUCUCAGAUUCUCUCUUACGGUUCCACAAACAUUGGGUUUUCCCCAUACGGUGAAUACCGGCGACAAUUCCGAAAGAUUUGCACAACGGAGCUUCUGAGCUCGAAGCGCGUCGAAACGUUCCGGGGAAUUAGGGAAGAGGAGGUGAUGAAUUUUGUGAGAGAUAUUUCGUCGAACACAGGGUCGGCAAUCAAUCUGAGCAAGAGAAUUUUCUCACAUACCUAUGGGGUUACUGGUAGAGCUGCUUUUGGGAAGAAAAACAGAGAUCAAGAAGAGUUCAUGGAAGCUAAGGACGAACUUGUAGCGUUGUUUGGCGGGUUCAGUGUUGCUGAUAUGUACCCAUCGGUGAAAUUGCUUCAGGUGAUGAGUGGAAUGAGAAGAAAGCUUGAGAAAUUGCAUAAGAGAGUCGAUCAGAUACUUGAAAACUUUGUUAACGAGCACAGAGAGAAGAAGACAGAGAGAGAGAGUGGGAGAGGAGAAGCAGAGGACCUGGUUGAUGUUCUUCUGAGAGUUCAGAAAGAUGGAGAGCUUGAAUUUCCAUUGACAGACGACAACAUCAAAGCUGUCAUCUUG
Messenger RNA from Camellia sinensis, 618 nucleotides. NCBI's taxonomy places the organism in Eukaryota, Viridiplantae, Streptophyta, Magnoliopsida, Ericales, Theaceae. The record is from RefSeq and is a predicted model, not a curated record.